AUGUCUAAAAUCACCGUCGCCGCCAUAGCUGCGGCCAGUGCGGCCACCGGAGCCGGUCUGACAGCCCUGAUCUAUUCCUCUAGACCGUUGCAACCUCCCCAACAACAGCAACAGUCACAGAAACUCCCUCCGACACAGCUGGGAACCACCAUACCUCCCUCCCAACCUGCGCCUCCUUCUCUCGCUUCCAAAGCUUCCGGUGGUUCCCCCGUCGACCCCUCCGGUAUCUACCAAUAUGGCUUCCCCGGUCCCGUGGCCGACACCCUGAACUCUCUCCCCCUGACAGGGGCAUACGAUCGCCGCAUGCGCAAUCCCGCCUGGGUAGCCGAACACAUCACACCAGCCUCCCUGGCGCAGAAGAACGCGGAUCGGAAAAACAGCACCUUCUUCGAAGACACCACCAUCCCAACGGCAUUCCGCGCCAAACUGGCCGAUUAUUUUCGCUCGGGCUACGAUCGCGGCCACCAGGUACCCGCCGCGGACGCCAAAUGGUCGCAAGGCGCGAUGGAUGCGACCUUCGCGCUCUCCAAUAUGUGUCCGCAGGUUGGUGAGGGCUUCAACCGCGACUACUGGGCCCAUUUCGAGGAUUUCUGUCGUAACCUGGCAAAUAAGUACCCCUCAGUGCGGAUCGUGACGGGACCUUUGUAUCUGCCCCAUCGAGACCCGGAUGGGAAAUGGCGUGUUUCCUACGAGGUGAUUGGGAACCCGCCGAACGUGUCUGUGCCAACGCAUUUCUACAAGGUGAUCUAUGCGGAGGAGGGGCCGGCGGGGAAGGUGGCUUUGGGCGCGUUUGUCCUGCCGAAUGCUCGCAUCUCGAAUGAUCGACGGUUGGCUGACUUUGAGGUGCCCUUGGAGGUGGUGGAGCGUGCCAGUGGACUUGAGUUCGCGAACAAGUUGGAGCCGAGUCGUCGCAAGCGUCUGUGUCAGGAGGUCAAGUGCGAGGUCACGGUGCGUGAGUUCAACAAUGCAGCCAAGCGGACUUAG
Messenger RNA from Aspergillus tanneri, 984 nucleotides. RefSeq names its product DNA/RNA non-specific endonuclease (gene NUC1). Gene Ontology annotation, cellular component: nucleus; mitochondrial inner membrane. Gene Ontology annotation, molecular function: single-stranded DNA endonuclease activity; RNA endonuclease activity; metal ion binding. Gene Ontology annotation, biological process: apoptotic DNA fragmentation. The record is from RefSeq and is a predicted model, not a curated record. The transcript has a single exon. The coding region runs from base 1 to 984 and encodes 327 amino acids. Lineage: Eukaryota; Fungi; Ascomycota; Eurotiomycetes; Eurotiales; Aspergillaceae.